UCGAUCUCUCCGCAGCCUGCCGGGGCUCUCCGCCUUCUUCUGGGGGCCGGGCUGGACCGGCUCCGCCCCAGCCAGGUGCCCGUCGGUAUCCAGGCGCCCGCCGGUUCGCCAAGAUUCCGGUGCGGCAGGCCUGUACAACCGGCCAGCAACGAUGGGCGACGCCCCCGAGUGCACCCCUUCUCCCUCCGAGUCCACACAACCUCCCAGCCCCGCCAGGGAUCCCGAAGUGGUGCCCCCCGGGCACUCGGAGGGCUGCGCCAGGCCCCUAGACACGGUCCCCAAGAAACUCUGUGGAUAUUUAAGUAAGUUUGGCGGCAAAGGACCCAUCAAGGGCUGGAAAUGCCGCUGGUUCUUCUACGACGAGAGGAAGUGCCACCUGUAUUAUUCGCGCACCGCGCAGGAUGUUAACCCCUUGGACAGCAUCGACCUCUCCAGUGCGGUGUUUGACUGCAAGGCGGACGCUGAGGAGGAGGGCACUUUUGAAAUCAAGACUCCCAGUCGGGUGAUUACCCUCAAGGCCGCCACCAAGCAAGUGAUGGUGUAUUGGCUGCAGCAGCUUCAGAUGAAACGCUGGGAGUUCCACAGCAGCCCGCCUGCACUUCCUGCCGCCCCUGCUGCCGCCCUGGCUGGGAACGGGCCCAUCCUGCACCUCAACCUAGAGCAAGAGGGGGCGGAACUGGAGGAGUUCGUGUGCCCUGUGAAAACACCCACUGGACUUGUGGGAGCAGCUGCUGCCUUUCAGCCUGUCCCUGCCAUGCCCUCAGGCCUUCAGAACAUCUCCCUGAAGCAUCUGGGAACUGAAAUACAGAAUACCAUGCACAACAUCCGGGGCAACAAGCAGGCCCAAGCAACAGGCCAUGGACCACUUGCGGAAGAAACUUCACAAAGUACGGAGCCUCCAGGGGUGGAGCAGCCCUUGAUCUCUGACCCCAACACUCCAGGGAAAGAGCCAGAGGAGCCUCCCAAGCCUGCACCUAGGUCCUCUGUGCCCUCGGGUCCCGCACAGAAACCUAAGUGGCAAAGCAACACCUUUCCAUUCUUCACCGAUGGGCUGGCUCGGAGCCGCACGGCCCAGGAAAAGGUGACUGCCUUGGAACAGCAGGUGCUGAUGCUCACGAAAGAGCUCAAGUCACAGAAGGAACUUGUGAUAAUCCUACACAAGGCGCUAGAGGCUGCUCAGCAAGAGAAGCGAGCAUCCAGUGCGUACCUAGCAGCCACCGGAGACAGGGAUCGGCUGGAGCUCGUCAGGCACAAGGUGCGGCAGAUCGCAGAGCUGAGCCAGCGGGUGGAGGCUCUGGAGCAGGGUCGGGAGCGCCUGGAGCAGGAGGUGGGCCUGCGGGAGCAACAGGUGCAGGCGCUGCAGCAGCACGUGCAGCUGCUCAUGGACAAGAACCAAGCCAAGCAGCAGGUCAUCUGCAAGCUCUCUCAGAAGCUCACUGAAGACCUUGCACAGCCCCAGAGCGCCGAUGCUGCCAAUGGUGACUUCCUGAGCCAGCAGGAGAGAAUGGAGCACCUGAAGGAUGACAUGGAAGCGUAUCAGACUCAGAACCGCUUCCUCAACUCUGAGAUCCACCAGGUCACCAAGAUCUGGAGGAGAGUGGCAGAGAAGGAGAAGGCCCUGCUGACCAAGUGCGCCUACCUCCAAGCCAGGAACUGCCAGGUAGAAAGCAAGUACCUAGCCGCGCUUCGGAGGCUGCAGGAGGCAGCGGGGGCUGAGGCUGGUAACUUCCCUGAGCUGCUGCAGCAGCUGAUCCAAGAGGCACUGCAGUGGGAAGCAGGAGAGGCCUCCGACAGCAUGGAGCUGAGCCCCAUCAGUGAGUAUGACGAUUAUGGCUUCCUGACGGUGCCGGACUACGAGGUGGAAGACCUGAAACUGCUAGCCAAGAUCCAGGCCUUGGAGGUGCGCUCCCACCACCUAUUGGCCCUCAAGGCUGUGGAGCGGCCACUACGGGACCGCUGGGCUGCCCUGACGGAACUCGUGCCCUCAGCAGAGCUCAAGCAGUUGCUACGGGUGGGUGUGCCCCGAGAGCACCGUCCACGGGUCUGGAGGUGGCUGAUCCACCACCGUGUCCAGUCCCUGCACUCUCCAGGCUGCUACCAGGAGCUUCUGGGCCGGGGCCGGGCAUGCGAGCACCCUGCUGCCCGCCAGAUUGAGCUAGACCUCAACCGGACCUUCCCCACCAACAAGCACUUCACCUGCCCCACCUCCAGCUUCCCGGGCAAGCUCCGUCGUGUGCUCCUGGCCUUCUCCUGGCAGAACCCCACCAUCGGCUACUGCCAAGGCCUGAACAGGCUGGCAGCCAUCGCCCUGUUGGUCCUAGAGGAUGAAGAGAGUGCCUUCUGGUGCCUGGUGGCCAUUGUGGAGACGAUACUGCCAGCUGAAUACUACAGCAAGACGCUGACUGCAUCCCAGGUGGACCAGCGGGUACUCCAGGACCUCCUCUCAGAGAAGCUGCCCCGCCUGACUGCACACCUGGGGCACCACCAUAUAGACCUCUCUCUCAUCACCUUCAACUGGUUCCUCGUGCUCUUUGCGGACUCUCUCAUCAGUGACAUUCUCCUCCGAGUCUGGGAUGCCUUCCUAUAUGAAGGGACAAAGGUGGUGUUCCGAUAUGCUUUGGCCAUCUUCAAGUACAACGAAGAGGAGAUCCUGCGGCUGCAGGAUAGCCUGGAGAUCUACCAGUACCUGCGUUUCUUCACCAAGACCAUCUGCGACAGCCGGAAGCUCAUGAACAUCGCCUUCAACGAUAUGAACCCCUUCCCCAUGAAGCAACUGCGGCAGCUGCGGGCAGCCCACCGGGAGCGACUAGAAGCCGAGCUUCGGGAGCUGGAACUGCUGAAAGCAGAGUACUUGGAGAGGCGAGCAUCCAGGGGCAGAGCAGCGCCAGAGGGCUGUGUCAGCGAGGAUGAAGGGGAAGGCGAUGGCUGACCUGCCCUCUGUUCCCCAACACCUUUCUUACCUUCACUGGCAGAAGCGUAGACAGCAGGGUGGGGUCUAUGUGACUCGGGACAAGGCCCUUCCCCUCUCUGAGCCUUAGUCU
Messenger RNA from Acomys russatus (golden spiny mouse), 3041 nucleotides. RefSeq names its product TBC1 domain family member 2 (gene Tbc1d2). The record is from RefSeq and is a predicted model, not a curated record. Bases 152 to 2929 code for a protein of 925 amino acids. The transcript has 13 exons. Lineage: Eukaryota; Metazoa; Chordata; Mammalia; Rodentia; Muridae.